AUGCACUUCCAGUCGCGUGCACCCACGACUGCCGUUCAUGAACUCCUCUUCGCCGACGACUGCAUCCUCAACACCACCUCGGAAGGGCAAAUGAAAAGGAGCAUGGAUCUCUUCACCGCCGUCUGCGGCAACUUCGGCCUGGUCAUCAACACGGAGAAGACAUCACCCGACGCUGCCUACGUCGCAAGCCAAAUCAACGUGAACAGCGCUCAAUUACAAAUCGUGGACAACUUCGCCUACCUCGGCAGCACGCUCUCCCGUUACACCAAAACCGACAAUGAAGUGGCUUGCCGGAUUUCCAAAGCCAUUCAAGCCUUCGGCCGUCCCCAGAACACCGUCUGGAAUCGUCGCGGUCUCCACCUCAAUACUAAGAUAAAGAUGUACAGGCAGUCACCCUGCCGACGCUGCUGUAUGUAGCAAAGUUUUGGACAGUCUAUAAGAAGUGGGCACGGAGAGUCAAUCACGUCCACCUCAGCUGUCUCUGUCAGAUAUUGAAGUUAAGGUGGCAGGACCGGAUCCCUGACACGGAUGUACUGCAGCGGACAGGCAUCCUCAGCAUCUACGUCAUGCUGAGACAGCUGUAACUGCGUUGGAACGGCCACCUUGUGCGGAUGGACGACGAUCGGCUAUCUAAACGAUUCUUCUACGGAGAUGACGCCACGGGUUCUCGUCGACAGGGAGAUCAAGUCUGGCGGUAAAAGGACACUCUUGUAACGACUAAGCGGUGAUGGUGUACGCUCAGUAUGCCACAACUUCAGGCCAUAUCCCAAGUUGUUAGAAACAGGACGCCAUUUGGUUAGGACACUUUAUUCUGUACAGAAUAGUGAAGGGGAAAGUUGGCAACCGGACGAGGAUGCGUCCGGCGCCGCGGAGGAGGUGUCCGCGAGAGCGACGAGCCCUGUGUCGCCGAAGGUCGUCGCUGCAAAAGUGUCGUUGCAGAUUGUUUACUCUAUUGUUCUGGACUGUUCCCGCCCGUCUUACCAAUCAGCGAUAGGAGUUACGUUGAUUGGCUCCGAGUCCACGCGAAGGUAAUGACAAGCUUCGCGUGGUGCAGGCAGAGAAUCGACCGAAUGCGUGGUGCAGCCAGUGAAUUGCAACGAGACAAAUCGAAGCCAGGCAGACGUGCGUGCCAUAGCAGGCUGCCGCUGGGACGUAGGUGCAGGCGCUAGCGAGAGGCACGAUGUAGCCAUUAUGGCUGUCCACUACACUCUAAAAACUUCCCUUAAGCGUCUGCAGAUCAACCUGGCCAACUGGAAAGACCUUGUCCGGAACGGACUGACCUAGAGGAGGACGGUCAAAACCGACGCAACGAUCUACGCAGCCAACUGCAUCACUAUCGCCAAAGCCAGAUGCGAGCCUUGCAAAUCUCAAAUGCGCCCAACCCGCAAAGCCAACGCCAAACGUCCCCGACCUACCCACACAGCCAGCGGACGUUCUGGGCACCAGUCGACCUUGUGGACAUCUUCAUGCCAACUGCAACACCCGGAUUACACUAGCCGCUGGCCUUCCGUCAAACUUUGCCUUGUCCCGCACGCCGAGAACUAACACUGACCGCACUGCCGAACUCCCACUACCAUCUUCAUCCUCCUCCUCCUCCUCCUCCUCCACCACCACCACCACCCCCUUCUUCUGCUCAACACCUGAAGCAGCGACUCCUGUACCUACCAGCCAUACACACAAUCCAGACGCACUAACAAACAUCAACCGCCAUACCGGGAACACUAGCGAUGUGGACUCGGUCGAUACGUAUCCUCAUUGCGAUCGCACCUUCACGUCAAACAUCGGCCUGGCCGGCCCCUUGCGAAUCCAUCGCACAGAGACUGGCGAACCAAUGCCUGGAGCCGCAUUCGCCUUCACUGUCCACACCUCCCCCCCACCUUCACUCAUCCCAUGGGCCUGUUCGGCCGCAUGCGUAUCCAUGAGAGUGGAAUUGACCGCAGUCUCAACACACCCAGCUUCUUUGGCGCAUCCCCCAUGCCUAUCCUAA
Molecule: messenger RNA, 1987 nt
Organism: Spirometra erinaceieuropaei
Lineage: Eukaryota; Metazoa; Platyhelminthes; Cestoda; Diphyllobothriidea; Diphyllobothriidae
Source: the annotation of a GenBank genome assembly